AACGGUCCUUAACGGCAGCCAGUAACGGCUCACCUGCGGGCCCGGGCACUCAUAAGGGCAGGCUGAAAUUAAACCUUGGAUUUUGGACUCCCCACGUCCGAAAGCCUAAACCAGCCCGAACUACAAUUCCCAACAUGCCAUGCGGCCGCCCGGGCCUUAGAGGGUCGGCCGGACCAACCUUGCGGUCCUUCUUUAACCAAAGCGCUGCCGAACCGCCCAGGUCUUCCGGGUAGUGCUGGCUCCCGCCCAGGACAGCCUCCUCUCAUGAUUUCUGGGUAUUGUAGUCCAUUUGUUCCAAUUUCCCGGGAAGGAGCCUCUCCUAGUUACGGCUCCUUUAGCCAUAAAAACUACGAAACCCAGAAUAUAGCGCAAGCUUCCCUCGUCCAAUGGGAAGCCCCCAUGUAGCGAGGCGCGGAGGCCGGCUCUCGCAACUCAAGAUGGCGGACGAGAGUGAGACAGCAGUGAAGCCGCUGGCACCUCCGCUGCCACAGAUGAUGGAAGGGAACGGAAACGGCCAUGAGCACUGCAGCGACUGCGAGAACGAGGCGGACAACAGCUACAACCGGGGUGGUUUGAGUCCAGCCAAUGACACUGGAGCCAAAAAGAAGAAAAAGAAACAAAAGAAGAAGAAAGAGAAAGGCAACGAGAUGGAUUCAGCCCAGGACCAGCCUGUGAAGAUGAACUCUUUGCCAGCAGAGAGGAUCCAGGAAAUACAGAAAGCCAUCGAGCUGUUCUCCGUGGGUCAAGGACCUGCCAAAACCAUGGAGGAGGCGAGCAAGCGAAGCUACCAGUUCUGGGACACGCAGCCCGUUCCCAAGCUGGGAGAAGUGGUGAACACCCACGGUCCCGUGGAGCCUGACAAAGACAACAUCCGCCAGGAGCCCUACACCCUGCCCCAGGACUUCACCUGGGAUGCCUUGGACCUGGGGGACCGUGGUGUGCUGAAAGAACUGUACACCCUCCUGAAUGAGAAUUAUGUGGAAGAUGAUGACAACAUGUUCCGAUUUGAUUAUUCCCCAGAAUUUCUGUUAUGGGCUCUCCGGCCACCUGGCUGGCUCCCCCAGUGGCACUGUGGGGUUCGAGUGGUCUCAAGUCGGAAACUGGUCGGGUUCAUCAGUGCCAUCCCAGCAAACAUCCACAUCUAUGACACAGAGAAAAAGAUGGUGGAGAUCAACUUCCUCUGUGUCCACAAGAAACUGCGCUCCAAGAGGGUAGCUCCAGUCCUGAUCCGAGAGAUAACCCGGCGGGUUCACCUGGAGGGCAUUUUCCAAGCUGUUUACACUGCCGGGGUGGUGUUACCAAAGCCUGUUGGCACCUGCAGGUACUGGCAUCGGUCCCUAAACCCACGGAAGCUGAUUGAAGUGAAGUUUUCCCACCUGAGCAGAAAUAUGACCAUGCAGCGUACCAUGAAGCUCUACCGACUGCCAGAGACUCCCAAGACAGCUGGACUGCGACCAAUGGAAAAAAAGGACAUUCCAGUAGUGCACCAGCUCCUCACUAGGUACCUGAAGCAGUUCCACCUCACCCCGGUCAUGAGCCAGGAGGAGGUGGAGCACUGGUUCUACCCCCAGGAGAACAUCAUCGACACAUUUGUGGUGGAGAAUGCCAGCGGAGAGGUGACAGACUUCCUGAGCUUUUAUACACUUCCCUCCACCAUCAUGAACCAUCCAACCCACAAGAGUCUAAAAGCUGCUUAUUCUUUCUACAACGUUCACACCCAGACCCCUCUCUUAGACCUCAUGAGCGACGCCCUUGUGCUUGCCAAAACGAAAGGGUUCGACGUGUUCAAUGCACUGGAUCUCAUGGAGAACAAAACCUUCCUGGAGAAGCUUAAAUUUGGCAUAGGGGACGGCAACCUGCAGUAUUAUCUCUACAAUUGGAAGUGCCCCAGCAUGGGGGCAGAGAAGGUUGGGCUGGUGUUACAGUAACCAGUCGCCAGUGAAAUUCUGGAUAAAGCCACUGAGAAUUCAAACCAGGAAACGGAACCCCACCACUUGUUGGUCCAAUUUUCACAAACGUGAGAAUCCUUGGCAAAGGGAGCAGAAUUGAACCGGCUUUACCAAACCGCCAAUGAACUUGACGAUUGCAUUGCAAUGGCGUAGGCUGCGUGACGUCACCUCUGGCCGUGUCUCUGGUCUCCCUGUUUUCCAAUUAAUUACAUCCUUUUGCAGCCGUGAUCAAGGGAAUGUAACUGCUGAAAACUAGCUCGUGAUUGGUAUACUAUGGAGUUAACGGGUGAAUAAUAAAAGUAUAUAUAUUAUAUAUAUAUA
Molecule: messenger RNA, 2270 nt
Organism: Talpa occidentalis (Iberian mole)
Lineage: Eukaryota; Metazoa; Chordata; Mammalia; Eulipotyphla; Talpidae
Gene: NMT1
Product: N-myristoyltransferase 1
Exons: 12
Coding region: 387-1928 (513 amino acids)
Biological process (GO): N-terminal peptidyl-glycine N-myristoylation
Cellular component (GO): cytoplasm
Molecular function (GO): glycylpeptide N-tetradecanoyltransferase activity
Source: RefSeq, a predicted model, not a curated record